Molecule: messenger RNA, 825 nt
Organism: Penicillium digitatum Pd1
Lineage: Eukaryota; Fungi; Ascomycota; Eurotiomycetes; Eurotiales; Aspergillaceae
Product: carbon-nitrogen hydrolase family protein
Molecular function (GO): hydrolase activity, acting on carbon-nitrogen (but not peptide) bonds, in linear amides
Source: RefSeq, a predicted model, not a curated record
AUGGUUUUAGCGGCCGUGGGGCAGAUAUGCUCGACUAGCAACAUAACUUCAAAUCUAGCUCAGUGCAAGGCGCUGGUUCAAAGGGCUGCAGCAGCAGGCGCAAAGGUGCUGUUUCUUCCAGAGGCAUCGGACUAUAUCGCAUCCUCGGCAGAGCAAUCCUACUCACUCGCCCAAUCUGAAGAGAGGAUUAGCUUUGUGUCAUCCCUACAAAAAGAUGCCAAAGAACAAAACAUCCACAUUAGUGUUGGGAUUCAUGAAGUAGCUUCUGAAAGCAGGCUCAAGAAUCUAUUGAUUUGGAUCGAUGACAAGGGGACUAUUACCCAAACCUACCAGAAAGUCCAUCUAUUUGACGUUGAUAUCAAAGGUGGUCCCGUACUCAAGGAGAGCGCGAGCGUCCAGCCGGGACAACAAAUUCCAAGGCCAUUUGACACACCCAUAGGGCGCGUUGGUUUAAGUAUUUGUUUUGAUUUGCGUUUCCCAGAGAUCAGUCUGGCAUUGAGACGGCAGAAUGCUGAAAUCAUCACAUAUCCAUCAGCAUUCACUGUUCCGACAGGCAAGGCCCAUUGGGAGCCUUUGCUACGCGCAAGAGCUAUUGAGACCCAGUCAUACGUGAUUGCGGCUGCGCAAGCAGGCCCUCACAACGAGAAGAGACGAAGUUAUGGUCAUUCUAUGAUCAUCAACCCGUGGGGUGAAGUAGUAGCAAAUCCGGGAGAUGAGCACCAGGAACCGCAAAUCGCGACUGCCGAUAUUGAUCUCGAUCUCGUGGCAAAGAUCAGGCGCGAAAUGCCGUUGCUUCGGAGAUAUGAUCUAUAUCCAGAGAUUUGA